CGCCCGCCUUCCCGGGCCAUGUCGGGCAGCGGCGGGGUGAAGAAGCGCAGCUCGGCCGCCUCGUCCUGCUCGGCGCAGGAGGAGGAGCGGCAGGCGCUGGAGAAGAUGCUGGAGCCGGCGGGGCCCGGCGGCGGCGGGGCCCAUGAGAACGGCUGCGCCGGGGCGCUGUCGCCGGGCGCCCCGCCGGGCGGCGAGCUGGGCCCGCCGGGCAGCGGGGACGGCGUGGCGCUGAAGCGCUCCAUCACCCUGAUCAACGGCGUGGCCAUCAUCAUCGGCACCAUCAUCGGCUCGGGCAUCUUCGUGACCCCCACCGGGGUGCUGAAGGAGGCCGGCUCCCCGGGGCUCUCGCUGGUGGUGUGGGCCGUCUGCGGGCUCUUCUCCAUCGUGGGCGCCCUGUGCUACGCCGAGCUGGGCACCACCAUCUCCAAGUCCGGGGGAGACUACGCCUACAUGCUGGAGGUGUACGGCUCCCUGCCCGCCUUCCUCAAGCUCUGGAUCGAGCUGCUCAUCAUCCGGCCUUCCUCCCAGUACAUCGUGGCCCUGGUCUUCGCCACCUACCUGAUCAAGCCCCUCUUCCCCAGCUGCCCGGUGCCUGACCAAGGGGCCAAGCUAGUGGCCUGUCUCUGCAUCCUGUUUCUCACAGCGGUGAAUUGUUACAGCGUGAAAGCCGCCACCCGCGUCCAGGAUGCGUUUGCAGCGGCGAAACUGCUGGCUCUUGCUUUGAUCAUCAUCCUUGGUUUUGUGCAGCUUGGGAAGGGUGAUGUGUCAAACCUGAGUCCUGAACACUCCUUCGAAGGCACAAAUGUCGAUGUGGGGAACAUUGUUCUGGCUUUGUAUAGUGGUCUCUUUGCCUAUGGAGGCUGGAAUUACUUGAAUUUUGUCACUGAGGAGAUGAUAAACCCCUACAGAAACCUGCCUCUAGCCAUCAUCAUUUCACUGCCCGUAGUCACCUUAGUUUACGUGUUGACGAACUUGGCUUACUUCACUACCCUGUCAACAGAACAAAUGCUGUCGUCUGAAGCCGUGGCCGUGGACUUUGGGAACUAUCACCUUGGCAUGAUGUCUUGGAUCAUACCCAUCUUUGUUGGCUUAUCGUGUUUUGGGUCUGUCAAUGGAUCCCUCUUCACUUCUUCUCGGCUGUUCUUCGUGGGAUCCCGGGAGGGUCACCUGCCCUCUGUCCUGUCCAUGAUUCACCCCAAGCUUCUCACUCCGGUACCAUCUCUCAUCUUCACAUGCCUCAUGACCCUGCUCUACGCCUUCUCCAAUGACAUCUUCUCCGUCAUCAACUUCUUCAGCUUCUUCAACUGGCUCUGCGUGGCUCUGGCCAUCGUCGGCAUGAUAUGGCUCCGCUACAAGAAGCCGGAGCUGGAAAGGCCCAUCAAGGUUAACCUCCUGCUGCCCAUCUUCUUCAUCCUGGCCUGCUUAUUCCUGAUCGUGGUCUCCUUCUGGAUGACACCAGUGGAAUGUGCUAUCGGCUUUGCUAUCAUCCUCAGUGGGAUCCCCGUUUACUUCUUUGGGGUUUGGUGGAAAAACAAACCCAAGUGGAUCCUCCAAAGCAUCUUUUCCGUGACAGUCCUGUGCCAGAAGCUGAUGGAAGUGGUUCCUCAAGAGUCUUAAGGAAGAAAAGCAAAGACGUUCGGCUCGGGGAAACCCACAAUAUUAUUUUAAAACAACGCAAAAGAAAAUCUUUCUGAUCCCUCAUAAAUCUAGAUACCCUGAGCACCUUGGCAGAGCUGCUGCAUCCCUAAGACUCCACUCCCUGGUGUGCCCUGCUUUCCCCUCCCUGGCCUCAUCACCACCACCAAGCCAGGCAGCCGAGCAACACUUCGAAGAAGAGUUCUUGGGGUACGAAUUUAGUCUAGGAAGAGGAGUUUCUACUGGUGUC
Molecule: messenger RNA, 1885 nt
Organism: Terrapene triunguis (Three-toed box turtle)
Lineage: Eukaryota; Metazoa; Chordata; Testudines; Emydidae
Product: large neutral amino acids transporter small subunit 1
Exons: 10
Coding region: 19-1617 (532 amino acids)
Biological process (GO): amino acid transmembrane transport; neutral amino acid transport
Cellular component (GO): membrane
Molecular function (GO): neutral L-amino acid transmembrane transporter activity; L-amino acid transmembrane transporter activity
Source: RefSeq, a predicted model, not a curated record